AAUCGUUCAGCAGGCGUACGUUUUAGGCAAAAUAUUUUGAUCAAAACACAAACACGUCCGUUGCGUGACAGGCGAAUAGAAAAAUUCAGCCACGGAAGAUCAUCUGACAUAACGCGUAGAGAAAGUACCACCGCGGGACUUCUCGUCGCUGGUCUUAUGCGUAAUUGCACCAACGAAAUGUCGCUUAGUUUCGCUUCGGCCUUCGUUCUCCGAGCAUCUCCUCGAGCACCGGAGCUGCGGAGAGUUCUCACGAGCGCGCGCUGGCAGUAGUCGGCCGAAGGGCGCGCACAAAGUUGCACGCACACGUGUGAUCGCGCGUGCACUUCUACAACGUGCACCGAAAUAUCUGGUAGCGAUUGCCCAAGAGAACUUUCACGCUCGGAAACUCAAACGUCAGCGAAGUGGACGAAAUUUCACGUACGCUCGUAGCACGCGCGCACACGCGACCCUUGAAGUUUUCAAGUACCGCGCCGCGCCGCGCCGCGCCGAGCCGAGCCGAGCCGAGCCGGGGUCUCGGGUGUUCCGCAGCGCCGGAUUCCGUCGGACCAAGUUCGCUCCUCUCCCCGUGUGUGAACGUUCAUUCAAGUGAGUAGUUUGGCUGGUGGCCGCGUAGAUGCUCCACGACACACGCUCGUCGCCAGUGCCAUUGACGCAGCGUAUUCUCAUAUCGUGACGAAAUUGCAAGAAACGGAGCAAGAUGCUGCUGCAAGCAGUGCUCUGGCUGCUGGUCUGCCUGGUCGCUUUGUGUAUCCUCUCGGAAUCCAUAGACACGAUCCUGAGCAUCCUGUGGGAGAUGGUCGCGACGAUAUUCGGCGGCAAGCAAAUCGACCUGCGAAAAACCUUCGGCGAGUGGGCUGUUGUCACUGGCUCGACUGACGGCAUUGGCAAAGCAUACGCGAUAGAAUUAGCGAGGAGAAACAUAAAUCUGGUUCUGAUCAGCAGAAGUAUGGCAAAACUCGAAAACACGAAGCAAGAAAUUAUGCAGGUGAAUCCGCAGGUCAAGGUGAAGAUUAUAGAGGCGGAUUUCAGCGUAGGAAAAGAUAUCUACCAUAAGAUCCAACUUCAACUAAGCGACAUACCCGUCGGUAUCCUAGUUAACAACGUGGGCAAGAUGUACGAUUAUCCCAUGUACCUCGACGAGGUGCCCGAGCAGAUAUUGUGGGACAUAAUCAAUAUAAACGUGGGCGCAACCACGCUGAUGACACGACUGGUCAUCGGACAGAUGCAACAACGCAGACGGGGUGCUAUCGUCAACGUCUCCUCAGGGUCGGACCUAACGCCACUACCGUUGAUGACGGUGUACUCCGCUACGAAGAUGUAUAUAAAGAACUUCUCCGAGGCGAUCAGGAUGGAGUACUCCAAAUUCGGCAUAAUCGUGCAGCAUCUGUCGCCGUUCUUCGUCGCUACCAAGAUGAACAAUUACAGCCACAGAAUCAACGUGAAGAGUCUCUUCGUGCCCGAUUCCACGACUUACGCGAGGAACGCCAUCGCCACCCUUGGAAAGAUCAACAGCAGCACCGGGUACUGGGCUCACAGUAUCCAGAAGCUUUUCGUUCUGGCACCUCCCACGUGGAUCAAAAACAAAGUCGCUUUAUUAAUUUCCAGGAUACUCAGACAGGAUCACUUUAAACAGAAAGAAAAGGAAAAGUUGUGA
This is a messenger RNA of Harpegnathos saltator (Jerdon's jumping ant), 1654 nucleotides long. RefSeq names its product inactive hydroxysteroid dehydrogenase-like protein 1. Lineage: Eukaryota; Metazoa; Arthropoda; Insecta; Hymenoptera; Formicidae. The record is from RefSeq and is a predicted model, not a curated record. Gene Ontology annotation, molecular function: oxidoreductase activity. The coding region runs from base 698 to 1654 and encodes 318 amino acids. The transcript has 5 exons.